Trichomycterus rosablanca is the source of this 3541-nucleotide messenger RNA. RefSeq lists its product as uncharacterized. NCBI's taxonomy places the organism in Eukaryota, Metazoa, Chordata, Actinopteri, Siluriformes, Trichomycteridae. The record is from RefSeq and is a predicted model, not a curated record. The transcript has 3 exons. The coding region runs from base 157 to 3303 and encodes 1048 amino acids.
AUAAAGAAGUUGGUCGUUACUACCAACAAUAACAAACUUAUUUUUCUUCUUUCACAAAACAAAGACAUUUCAGGUGAAGGAACCUCGAUCCCUGUGGAACACGUCACCUCUGAGGAACACCUCACCCCAGAGGACCAACAGUGUGGAGGUUUCCAGAUGAAGCCUGUGAAGAAGGAAGAACCUGAAGAUAAAGAUGAACUCAAACUGAACAAGGAUUUCUGCUGCUCCUCGUGUCCACGUUCCUCUACAACCCAAAAUCAGCUCCACAAUCACAUCAAGAGCUGCAACCAUGAUAAAUAUGAGACUCUGGUGAAGAUUAAGACUGAACAUGAGGAUUUGACGUCCACCAGAAGCUCCAGUAAUCAGCAAACGUCCUCUGGUACUGUCAGCAUUAACACCUCUCUCAGUCCCACACUGGAAGAAGGAAACGUCUGCUCACAGUGUGGGAAGAGCUUCAGGUUCCUGAGUCAUCUCAAAAUACACCAGCGCAUUCACACAGGAGAGAAACCAUAUCUGUGCUCACAGUGUGGGAAGAGCUUCAGUUCCCGGGGUGCUCUUAAAAUACACCAGCACAUUCACACUGGAGAAAAACCGUGUCAGUGCUCACAGUGUGGGAAGAGUUUUAAUACACAAAGUAAGCUCAAAAUACACCAGCGCAUUCACACAGGAGAGAAACCGUAUCAGAGUUCACAGUGCGGGAAGGGUUUUAAUACAAAGAGUGAUCUGAAAAGACACCAGCGCAUUCACACUGAAGUCAAACCAUAUAAGUGCUCACAGUGUGGAAAGAGUUUUAAUACAAAGAGUAAUCUCAAAAUACACCAGCAUAUUCACACUAGAGAAAAACCGUACCAGUGCUCACAGUGUGGGAAGAGUUUUAUUACACAGAGUGAGCUCAAAAUACACCAGCGCAUUCACACUGGAGAGAAACCGUAUCAGUGCUCACAGUGUGGAAAGAGUUUUAAUAGACAGAGUGUGCUCAAAAUGCAUCAGUACAUUCACACUGGAGAGAAACUGUAUCGGUGCUCUCAGUGUGGAAAGAGUUUUAAUCAACAAAGUCAUCUCAAAAGACACCAGCUCAUUCACACUGGAGAGAAACCGUAUCAGUGCUCACAGUGUGGGAGGAGUUUUACUGAACAGAGUAAACUCAAAAUACACCAGCGCAUUCACACUGGAGUGAAACCGUAUCAGUGCUCACAGUGUGAGAAGAGUUUUAACAGACAGGAAUCUCUUAAAAAACACCAGCGCAUUCACACUGGAGAGAAACCGUAUCAGUGCUCACAGUGUGGAAAGAGUUUUAAUGGACAGAGUGAUCUCAAAAGACAUCAGCGCAUUCACACUGGAGAAAAACCAUAUCAGUGCUCACAGUGUGGAAAGAGUUUUAAUACACAGAGUAAUCUCAAAAAACACCAGCGCAUUCACACUGGAGAGAAACCGGAUCAGUGCUCACAGUGUGAGAAGAGUUUUAAAAGUGCAGAAGAAGUUUUAGCUGAAUUGGAACGACUGGAAGAAGAAGAAGAAUUGCAGGUAUCAGAAGAAAGUGACUACGAUUCGUUUGAAGAAGACGCUUUUUUUCAUGGAGAAGAUGCUGUUCUUGACUACAAUUCUGAGGAUUCAGGUGAUGACUGGGUGCCAGCUGCUCAGACAAAGAGAAAGAGGCAUUCUUCCCCACCCCACCCUGAAUCCACAUCAAGGACCAAUCACGCAGAUCCAGAAAGUACUGUGACGUCUGUCGAAGAGGUGCCAAGUACUUCAUCCACCCACCUCCCAACAAUACAGAAGACCAGGUCAUCAGCAACACGUGCGAAGAGGCAAUCAAGAGGACGUUCUCACCGAGUUCCUGCACAAACAAAAAGGCCAGGCAGUGUUUCUACAACCGAAGAUGAAGAUGAUGUUUGGCAUGACAUCACUGAUGUUGAUGAGGCACCCAGCAUUCCAAAGUUUUUGCCAAAGCGACCUCCAGGGCUACAGCUUCUAUCGAACACUGUAUAUUCCCCACUGCAGUUGUUUCAGCUGUUUUUCAGUAUAUCUGUGGUGAAGACUAUUGUAGAUAACACCAAUAAGUAUGCUGAGAUCAGAGCAGCUGCAAAUCCAUCUUACAAAUGGAUUCCUCUCAGUGUUAGAGAAUGCUACAAAUUUAUUGCAUUGGUAAUAUACAUGGGGAUUGUGAAACUAAAAUCUGUUGCAGACUACUGGUCUGGAAAGGAAUAUUACCGCCUUCAUUACACCGCAAAAGUGAUGACAGGCAAAAGAUUUCUGGCAAUCUCUAGUAACCUGCAUCUGUGUGACCCAAAAGAGGACGAAGAUAACACAAGGAGAAAGGGAACCUCAACAUAUGACAAACUUUUCAAAUUGAAGCCACUGUAUACAGAGUUGCUGACAGCAUGCCGGACAUAUUUUCAGCCGGACAAGGACAUUUCGAUUGAUGAGCGGAUGGUAGCCUCUAAAGCAAAAAUUGGCCUGAAACAAUACAUGAAGGCAAAGCCAACAAAAUGGAGCUACAAAAUGUUUGUUCUGGCUGAUUCAACCACAGGUUACACUUGGAAUUUUUUUAUUUAUGAAGGCAAGCAAUCCGUUUGCUCAGGCCAGGGACUGAGCUAUGACUCAGUUAUGUCCCUCAUGGAUUUUGCCCUUCUUGGCAAGGGGUACCACCUCUACACUGACAGUUUUUACACAAGCCCCAUGCUCUAUUUGGAUCUCCUGAAGAAGGAGACUCUUGCUUGUGGUACCAUCCGUACCAACCGGAAGGGGUAUCCAAGAACAAAAAUCAAUGAUCUCACCAGGCAGGCAAAGAGAGGAACCAUCCGCUGGCACAGACGUGGACAACUUCUUUUUGUAAAGUGGAUGGACACAAGGGAGGUGGUGGUGUGCUCCACAAUGCACAAGGCAUAUGAUGGUGACACAGUGAUGAGGAGAGUAAAAAAUCAGGAGGGGGUUUGGAAUAAAGUGAAUGUUCCAGUUCCUGCAGCGGUCAAGGAUUACAACAGGCACAUGGGUGGAGUCGAUUUGUCGGACACCUUGAUUUCAUAUCACAAUGCCUUACACAAGACAGUCAAGUGGUACGAGACAUUAUUUUACCAUUUCAUUGACAUUGGGAUUGUAAAUAGUUUUAUUUUACAUCAGCAAAUAUCAAAAAGAAAUGCACAAGAGGCUCUAACUCAGAAACUCUUUAGAGAGAAACUGAUGUCGGAGCUUGUGGCCUUUUCAGGGGACACCACCCAGGAUGAGUCUGCUGCAGGACCCUCAGGUGAAACAAAACAAUGCCUGCCAGCAUAUUACAGCGAUGACAGUACAGCUGGCAGGUGAAAAUGUGCCAUGUGCAAAAGGUCUGGUGAAAUUGUGAAGACGCCAGUGUACUGCACAAAGUGCGAUGUGGCCAAAAGAAACUGUUUUUACAAAUGGCACAAUAUGGGGCACCACAAAAACCUGUAAAUAUUUGUACCAAAAAAUGUAAAUAGACAUUGUAAAUACAGUAGUUUUGAGUUGAUUGUAUUUUUUCUAUGAUAAUUUUGAUAUUUUUUCAUAAAAUUUGUUUUGCUAAUAA